Molecule: messenger RNA, 2253 nt
Organism: Drosophila persimilis
Lineage: Eukaryota; Metazoa; Arthropoda; Insecta; Diptera; Drosophilidae
Gene: Lsd-2
Product: lipid storage droplets surface-binding protein 2
Exons: 4
Coding region: 312-1394 (360 amino acids)
Biological process (GO): positive regulation of triglyceride storage; lipid storage
Cellular component (GO): cytosol; lipid droplet
Source: RefSeq, a predicted model, not a curated record
AAUACAACUUACCAAUAUAUUAUCAAAAAAAAAUUAUCUAUAAAUUCCUAAAAAGCCCCAGCGAACAGACGUAAUUUCAAUAAUCGCAUAAAAACAUAAAAAUUCUUCAGUCUCACGCCCCUCGCCUUCGUCGAAGUUCUUUAACCGGUGAACAAAAAGAAACGCAGACACACCAAAACUGAACUGUUUUUUUUUGUGCUCCUCCAAAAAAAAACCAAACGAAAGAAAGGAGAAAAAGUGCCGCGCCAAGCAAAAGAGCUAACAGAAAAGAAGUGAAAACUAAGCAAAGACCAAGAAACAGAAAAAGAAACAUGGCCAGUGCAGAGCAAAAACACGCCACAGGCAGCAACGGAACUGCCAAGAACAGCAGCAACAAAAUCAACAGCGUUCUCUCCGAACAGGAACAGCAGCCCAAGGAUGCCAAGGAUCUGCUGCCUCAUCUGGAGUCGCUGGAGCGCAUCAUCAAGCUACCUGUGGUGAAUGCGGCCUGGGACAAAUCGCAGGAUGUCUACGGCAAAGUUAAAGGCAAGAAUCGCGUCUUCGAAUGGGCGCUGACGGCAGCCGAGGAUUGCGUGACCCGGGCCGUGACAACGGCGGCGCCGUAUGUGACUAAAUUGGAUCGCCCGAUCUCGUUCGUGGACCAAACCCUCGUCAAGGGCAUCGAUAAGCUGGAGGUGAAGGCACCGAUAAUCAAGGACACGCCCCAAGAGAUCUACAACCAGGCCAAGAGCAAGGUGAUCGAUGUGGUACAGCCGCACCUGGAACGCGUGGUCAAGUUCAAGGCAGCCGGCCAACAGAAGGCCGCUUCCCUCAAGGAUCUCGCCUGGCAGAAGGCUAACGAGGUGCUGGCCACCCAGUACGGCAGCCUGGCCGUCAACGGAGUGGACACCACCACAGCCCUAGCCGAGCGCCUCCUUGAGUACUACUUCCCCAAGAGCGAGUCGGAUGUGGAGGAGGAUAACGAUGAUAAACAAAAUGUCGUCGUGCAAAAUGGCAAGAGUUCCGAAAAUGACAUGCCAGUUUCCGCCAGCGAGGAUCCAGUCUUACACACAGUCCAGACCGUUGGCCGACUAUCCAACAAGAUCUCUCGUCGCGUCUAUCGAAAUGUCUCCCGACAGAUCAAGCAGGUCCAAAAGGGCAACAUCAACGACUAUCUGAGCUCUCUGAUAGCCGCACUCAAGCUGCAUCAGUACAUUAACUUUAUCAAUUCGUCGAUGGGCACAAAUGUCGAGCAGUCGACACUCGGGGAAACUUGUUCGCCCUAUGGAUCGAGUAGCACCAGCAAUACUACCACCACCGCCGCCACCAACAGCUCGAACUCGAAACCCAACUCGGCGGCUGUGUCCAAGCCCAAAGUUGCCAAGAGCAAACCAGCGUCCUCAUCGGUUCAGUAAGGAUUCUGUAAGAAAGCAAGAUACUUCGGAAGACCUUCGCUGGAGCCCAGUUAUUUGUAUAUCUAUUUGCUAGAUAUUACAUAUAUUAACCAUACCCACGCCCCAACACCCUCACACGCCGCCCAUUUUUGUAUUUUCUAUUCUUUUUUUUUUUUGCUAAUUUUUGUAGCUAAAACCUGUCCAAGAAAAAUUUGGAUAGUGAUCAUCAUCAAAGUGGAGAAGGUUUUUUGCUAAAUCAUUUUAGACUGUUGUAGCCCCCCGCCCCCAUGCCCUUAAAACACCCACCCCCGCCAAUGUUUGCUUUGUAAAUAUUUAUUUGAAGUAACCCUCACACUCACACACAAUACAUAUAUAUACAUAUAUGCUCUAUAUAAAGAUUAAGUUUUAGUCAUUAAGGCAAGAAGGAACGAGCCCCGAGGAAGGAAGGAAACGUUUUUUUUUGUCCACUUUAGCUGUGCUAAAUUCGAGAAGGUGCCUCCAAAGGCGGCCUCUAAGUGCCACGUAUGCAUUGAAUAAAGAAUAAGUGGUAAACCAUAUAAAAACCUACCAUACAGAUAUGAUAUAUAUACAUAUAUCUAUAUAUACGCACGCAUGCACGCACCCAUAUGUGCCUUAGCUAUACGUACUCGUUAUACAUAUGUUACUCUACUUUUAUUUAACUUGUACUGCAUGGGAACUGGCUGAGAACCCAGCCAGAUGAUGCCUAAUUACUAAUGAAUAUGGAUUAUGCCUCAACACACGCAUAUUGUACCCAUGUAUGGAGAACGUAGCCAUAAAGUCCGCUCUUAAUAAUUAUGAUAAUUAUAAUGUUAAAUAUUAAUAAACAAGCAACGCAAAACUGGAACGAAGAACGAGAAAA